AUGGACUCCCGAGAUACUGUCAACCUGAUGAGCAGCUGGCUCGAUGGCUGCAAUUCGAAGCACCCCGAGUGCAAACGGCGCGUCGCCAGCUCUUACCACCCGACCAGACCGGUCGAUAUCGUCCCUCUCAAGAGCCUCUCUUGGACGAUCCGCAUCAACAAGUAA
Molecule: messenger RNA, 165 nt
Organism: Colletotrichum destructivum
Lineage: Eukaryota; Fungi; Ascomycota; Sordariomycetes; Glomerellales; Glomerellaceae
Exons: 1
Coding region: 1-165 (54 amino acids)
Source: RefSeq, a predicted model, not a curated record